Molecule: messenger RNA, 764 nt
Organism: Lathyrus oleraceus (garden pea)
Lineage: Eukaryota; Viridiplantae; Streptophyta; Magnoliopsida; Fabales; Fabaceae
Exons: 3
Coding region: 168-434 (88 amino acids)
Biological process (GO): mitochondrial respiratory chain complex IV assembly
Cellular component (GO): respiratory chain complex
Source: RefSeq, a predicted model, not a curated record
CAUCAAAAAAAGGACGUCUCAUUUGACUUCUUUUUUUCUCAACCAAAAUUUCCACACAAUAUAUAAACACUAAAAACCUCUUCUCUAGCCACAUUCUCAUUUUUUCUUCCAUUUCUCUUUCUUCAAAAUCUUUUCAUUUUUCUUCAUCUUCCCUCUCCCACGCUACAAUGGCGGAUGCUCAAACACAAAUCGAAUCUAUCAAGAAAUGGGUCAGCCAACACAAACUCCGCACUGUUGGUUGUUUGUGGCUUAGUUGUAUUACGGGUUCAAUUGCGUAUAAUUGGUCUCGACCUAACAUGAAAACCAGUGUUAAAAUCAUUCACGCCAGGUUGCAUGCUCAGGGUUUUACACUGGCAGCAUUAGCCGGGUGUGCAUUGGUAGAAUAUUAUGAUCACAAGUCUGAUGAAAGGGCUGCAAGGGAUUCUAGGCGUUGAAUUGAACGCAGUUAGAGUUCCUGGAAUUCUUUAUACUAGCGGUUCUUUCUAUCUGAGAUGUCUCUAUUAGAAUCACAUGGAUUGCAAAUUAGGGUAGAAAUAAAAUACUAUGAUACAGAUUUUAAUUGCCGGGGAUAAUUUCUUGUUGCAUAUCCCAUUGGAUUAAUUUUAGUUCAAUACCAGUUUUGUUCAUUUUAAAGCGAGAAACAAUGGCUAUCAAUUCUUGAUGUGAAAGUAGGCUAUUGAUAAAUGUGUGGUUCGUUAUGUAUUAAUCGUUUAUUUAUUACUUGAUAUUUAAUGUUUGUUAACCACACAAGAAGUUUAUUUCCA